AUGGUGACCAGAUCGCACCCAUUUGACCCUAUCACCCCGGAGGAGAUCAAGCUUGCUGUGCGCAUUCUUGAGGCGACUUUCCCCGGCGUGUCUUUGCGCUAUAAGCGAAUUGACGUGAAUGAACCUAUCAAGAAAGAUGUUAUACCAUAUAUUGAGGCCGAGCGGUUGCGGCGACCAUUGCCCAACCCACCUGCUCGCCUUCUUUACACCUUGUUCCACCGCCUGGACACUGGCGCAUUCUACAAGGCCAUUCUGAAUGCCGAUACGCGAACUAUCGUUUAUGCGAAAGAACUUCCACGCGAGGUGCAGGGACCGAUUGACCCGGAUGAGAUCGCAGAGAUCGAGGCAAUGUGUAUGAAACACCCUGCUGUGAUUGCCGAAAUUGAGAAAAUGCAACUACCCCCCGGAGUGACAGUUUGCAAUGACCCUUGGAUGUACGGCACCGAUAACGAGAACGAGACACGACGGCUCUUCCAAUGCUUCAUGUAUCUGAUCUCCGUGGACCACCCUCAACACAACCACUACUCCCUACCAUGCAAGUUCUCGCCUGUUUUCGACGGCCUCACCCACGAGCUUAUCCGAAUGGAUUAUCUCCCUGGUAAUGGAGAUGCCGAGACUCAGCAAACUCAACCUUGGAAGCCUGUCGAGGCGAUCCAGUACGCUCACGAUAUCCUCGAUGAACCUAUUCGCACCGACCUUAAGCCUUAUAUUGUACAGCAGCCCGAGGGCCCAUCCUACACCGCGAAUGGAAACUCUGUCUAUUGGCAGAAGUGGCGUUUCCGCGUUGGAUUUAAUAUUAGAGAAGGUCUUGUCAUGUAUAACAUCACCUACGACAACCGGAAUGUAUUCUAUCGUCUUGCGAUCUCGGAGAUGACGGUUCCAUAUGGAGAUCCUCGUGCACCAUACCACCGUAAGCAGGCGUUCGAUGUCGGUGAUACUGGAUUCGGUAUGAAUGCCAAUCAAUUGUCUCUCGGAUGCGACUGUCUGGGUCAUAUCAAGUACUUCAAUGGAUACCGAAAUGACUGCAAGGGAAAUCCAGUACAACUGAAGAAUAUCAUCUGCAUGCAUGAACAAGAUAAUGGAUUGCAACACAAGCAUACGAAUUAUCGAUCUGGCGCUGCCACAGUUGUGCGCAAUCGACAGUUGGUUUUGCAGAUGAUCUGUACAGUUGCCAACUACGAGUACAUUUUUGCAUACAUCUUUGAUCAGGCUGGCAAUAUCGAACUGGAGGUUCGCGCCACUGGCAUUCUCUCCACUGUUCCAUUUGAAAAUGAGAAUGGCCAGACUGUUCCUUGGGGCACCAAUGUGGGACCUGGCGUCAUGGCCCCUUUCCAUCAACACAUGUUCUCCUUCCGGAUCGACCCUGCUAUCGACGGAUUCAAGAACACGGUCUACUAUGAAGACAGUGUGCCAAUGCCAGAGGAUGAGAACAAUCCUUGGCUGGUUGGAUACACGACUGAGCCUACUGUGAUGGGCACUUCCGGCUGGGCAAAUACCAGCGUUGACCGCCACCGCGUCUUCAAAAUUCGCAACGAUAAUAUUAAUAACCCUGUCACUUAUAAGCCGGUCUCUUACAAACUCCAGACCGCACCGAGCCAGAUGCUGCUGGUCAACAAAAACUCACUGGGCUACCGUCGAGCUGAAUUUGGCACGAAGCCUAUCUGGGUGACCAAAUACCAGGAUGAUGAGCUGUAUGCUGCUGGAGAAUUCACCAACCAGAGCCGACGCGCCGAGGGAGUCGAGACCUGGAUCCAGCGCAAAGAUAAGACCGAGAACGAGGACGUGGUGCUCUGGCACACUUUUGGUCUUACCCACAACCCUCGUAUCGAAGAUUUCCCUGUCAUGCCUAUGGAGCGUGUCAGUGUCAUGCUGAAGCCUGACGGGUUCUUCACCAAAAACCCUGCUUUGGAUGUACCGCAAUCCGCCCAGUCCUUCAACAAGUCUACUCUCCACCCUGAGGCGACUCAGAAUGCCUGCUGCGCUGGUCCUUCCACUCCAAGCAAAGCUAAGCUGUAUAAGCGGCUUGACUAA
This is a messenger RNA of Penicillium verhagenii, 2031 nucleotides long. RefSeq lists its product as uncharacterized. NCBI's taxonomy places the organism in Eukaryota, Fungi, Ascomycota, Eurotiomycetes, Eurotiales, Aspergillaceae. Gene Ontology annotation, molecular function: quinone binding; copper ion binding; primary methylamine oxidase activity. The coding region runs from base 1 to 2031 and encodes 676 amino acids. The transcript has 3 exons. Gene Ontology annotation, biological process: amine metabolic process. The record is from RefSeq and is a predicted model, not a curated record.